GUGAGCUGCAGUAAGACUUCCGGUGCAGCAGAUGGUAGUAUCGUGCUAGCUACUACUAAUGUCCCGUCAGGGAAAUGUAAAGACGAAGAAGACGUAAUAUCAACAGUGCAGCACUUACAGAGAUAUAAAGCAGUGCAGCAGUAACAAGGCUGUGAAAAUGGACACAAGAGCCUUGAGGAAUCCAUACCCUGACUAUGAUGGGAGCCCUGCGUCCACACAGGCUCUGUUUGACUCUCAGGGAAAGCUCACAUCAGAGUUUGCCCAGAGGCUGAGCAGCAAGAUCAGUGAGCUUUUAGCUGUCAUGGAGAAUGGGUUGAAGUCUGCAGAUCCAAGAGACUGCACCGCUUACACUGGUUGGGCAGGGAUUGCUCUGCUCUACCUGCACCUCCACAACAUUUUCAAGGAAGACUCCUUCCUCCAGAGAGCCCUGGAGCAUGUCAGCCGCAGCCUGAAGUGUCUGACCCGACGCCACGACGUCACCUUCCUGUGCGGGGAUGCCGGGCCGCUGGCCGUGGCUGCUGUGGUCUACUCUCGCCUGCAGUGGGGGCAAGAGACUGACGAGUGCAUCAACAGACUGCUGCAGUAUCACCAGACUGUGGUGAAGGGAUCAGGCGGGCUGCCAGAUGAGCUGCUUUAUGGGCGAGUGGGUUACCUCUACUCGCUCAUCUUCAUCAACCAGCAGCUUGGGCAAGACAGGAUCCCACUGCAGUACAUCCAGCAGGUCAGCGAAGCUGUGCUGGCAUCGGGCGAGCACCUGAGCAGGAAGUUCAGGGUCCAGAACCAGAGCCCUCUGAUGUACGAGUUUUACCAGGAGCAGUACGUUGGCGCUGCCCACGGACUGGCCGGUAUCUACUACUUCCUCAUGCAGCCAGGCUUCGUCUCCGUAGUGGAGCAAGUACACAAGCUGGUGAAGCCCAGCGUCGACCACGUCUGCAGCCUCAAGUUCCCUUCAGGAAACUAUCCUGCCUGCAUCGGGGACGAUCGAGACCUGCUGGUGCACUGGUGCCACGGAUCGCCUGGGGUGAUCUACAUGCUCCUGCAGGCAUACAAGGCCUUUGGUGUUCCUCAGUACCUGGAGGAUGCCUUGCAGUGUGGAGAGGUGGUGUGGUGGUGGGGUCUGCUGAAGAAGGGCUAUGGGCUUUGUCACGGCGCAGCAGGUAAUGCCUACGCCUUCCUGGCUCUCUACCGGCAAACGCAGGAUCCCAAGCACCUUUACAGAGCCUGCAUGUUUGCAGACUGGUGUAUGAACUACGGCAAACAUGGAUGCCGAACACCAGAUACUCCCUUCUCACUUUUUGAAGGCAUGGCAGGCACCAUCUAUUUCCUGGCUGACCUUCUGCAGCCAAUGAGAGCAAGGUUCCCAGCCUUUGAGGUGUAAAUAUUUCUCCACAGGUAGUCCUCCCCACUCACACUGCAAAAAAUAUGUCAAGGAGAAGAUCCACACUCAUGCAUGGAAACAUUGUAUUCAUCUCAGUAAAUAAUAUUUGGGGACAUGACAGGUCACAUAGAAACUUGAUGUCUGGUUUUGACUCCUGCUUCUGACGUUGUGCCAUGUUUUUCCUGCGCUUCACCACUGGGAGCUUGACGUGUUAUUAACAGGAUAAAUAUUAUGCUCACAUCUCAGCUGGUAAUUAUCUCAAAGAUAUUUGAAAGGUGAGAGCUUCACUGUUUUGGGUUUUUUUAUGUGUAUAAAUUUAACUCCUGCUUUUGAUCUCAGAUUGUGACGUCCCUUAAGGUUUCAGUAAAAAGGAAAGAAAUAAGUUUUCAAUUUAAAGUAGGUAAAUGCCGUUUUGUUAACAAAUCUGUAUAUUUCUGUUUGCAAUGUUAAAAAAGGAAAUGGAUGCUUUAGUUUUCAGAGAAACAUCAACAGCCAAGCUAGUUACAAUGCACUAAACAUAAUACAGCUGUUAUGGGCUUAACCCCACAACACUGAGUGUAAGCUGUUGCAUGUCCUUUGCACUGUCUGGGCAAUAAAGCAUGUGUAUUUUUA
Molecule: messenger RNA, 1990 nt
Organism: Lates calcarifer (barramundi perch)
Lineage: Eukaryota; Metazoa; Chordata; Actinopteri; Centropomidae
Gene: lancl1
Product: LanC antibiotic synthetase component C-like 1 (bacterial)
Exons: 10
Coding region: 158-1378 (406 amino acids)
Biological process (GO): carbohydrate metabolic process; peptide modification
Cellular component (GO): plasma membrane
Source: RefSeq, a predicted model, not a curated record